Messenger RNA from Pogoniulus pusillus (Red-fronted tinkerbird), 6729 nucleotides. It is a transcript of the gene SLC4A10, whose product is annotated as solute carrier family 4 member 10. Gene Ontology annotation, biological process: transmembrane transport; bicarbonate transport; regulation of intracellular pH. The coding region runs from base 317 to 3670 and encodes 1117 amino acids. Gene Ontology annotation, cellular component: basolateral plasma membrane; plasma membrane. The transcript is spliced from 25 exons. Gene Ontology annotation, molecular function: sodium:bicarbonate symporter activity; monoatomic anion transmembrane transporter activity; solute:inorganic anion antiporter activity. NCBI's taxonomy places the organism in Eukaryota, Metazoa, Chordata, Aves, Piciformes, Lybiidae. The record is from RefSeq and is a predicted model, not a curated record.
UGCUGGGGUUUAUAAAAAGCGCAAGUAAGGAGUUGAAGGAUGUGGCUUGUUCUGUUUGGAUGAUGCAGGAUUGCUUUAAGCAGUAAGCUUACUGUUUUCAGAUGGCAUUAGCAGCAUCAGUGAUAUAGCUGUGUCAGCCUCCUUGACUACUGGAUGUCUGUGAUCGCACGGAGGGAACUAUAUUUAAGGUCUGCUAUCUUGAGGGUAAUGACUCCAGCACUUACUGAUGGACAGAAUGGCUGCUAAUGCUUUCUCCUCUAUCCCAGAAGAUUCUGAAAGAUAGAUGGGUCUGUGAUGUACUUUUGUGAGACAGGAAAUGCAAUUUUUGGGGGUCUCUGGAAAUAGAAAGGUCAUGCAGCUUGGAACCGGUGAGACAUUACAGUAUCUAAGUCAUCAGAGAAAUGAUGAAGAGGCUGUUGUGGAUAGAGGUGGAACUCGUUCCAUUCUCAAAACACAUUUUGAAAAGGAAGAUCUAGAAGGUCACCGAACGUUGUUCAUUGGAGUCCAUGUGCCACUAGGUGGAAGAAAAAGUCACCGACGCCAUAGGCACCGUGGACAUAAACACAGGAAGAGAGACAGAGAGCGAGAUUCAGGGUUAGAAGAUGGGAGAGAGUCUCCUCCUUUUGACACUCCAUCACAAAGAGUGCAGUUUAUUCUUGGAACAGAAGAUGAUGAUGAAGAACACAUUCCUCAUGAUCUUUUUACUGAGCUUGAUGAAAUUUGUUGGCGUGAAGGAGAGGAUGCGGAGUGGAGGGAGACAGCAAGGUGGUUGAAGUUUGAAGAAGACGUAGAGGAUGGUGGAGAGAGGUGGAGUAAACCGUAUGUUGCCACACUGUCGCUUCAUAGCUUGUUUGAGCUGAGAAGUUGUAUCCUGAAUGGUACAGUUCUGUUGGACAUGAGAGCUAAUUCCAUAGAAGAAAUUGCAGAUAUGAUUCUGGACCAACAAGUGGGCUCUGGGCAGCUCAGUGAGGAUGUUCGUCACAGAGUGCAUGAGGCUUUACUGAAACAGCAUCACCACCAGAACCAGAAGAAGCUGAGCAACAGGAUCCCAAUUGUGAGAUCUUUUGCUGAUAUUGGAAAGAAGCAGUCUGAACCCCAUUCCAUGGAUAAAAAUGCAGGUCAGGUUGUUUCCCCACAGUCUGCUCCAGCCUGUAUUGAAAACAAAAAUGAUGUGAGCAGAGAAAACAGCACUGUUGACUUCAGCAAGGUUGACCUACACUUCAUGAAAAAGAUACCACCUGGAGCUGAAGCAUCGAACAUCUUAGUUGGAGAACUGGAGUUCCUGGACCGUGCAGUUGUAGCUUUUGUUAGGUUAUCUCCUGCAGUGCUGCUUACAGGGCUAGCUGAAGUUCCAAUUCCAACAAGAUUUCUCUUUAUUCUUCUUGGACCUCUGGGUAAAGGGCAACAAUACCAUGAGAUUGGAAGAUCGAUUGCAACACUCAUGACAGAUGAGGUAUUCCAUGAUGUCGCUUACAAAGCUAAAGACCGCAAUGACCUGGUGUCUGGAAUUGAUGAGUUUCUUGAUCAGGUUACUGUUCUCCCUCCUGGAGAGUGGGACCCAACCAUUCGAAUAGAGCCACCUAAAAAUGUUCCCUCUCAGGAGAAGCGUAAGAUCCCAGGAGUGCCAAAUGGAACUGCAGCCCAUGGGGAGGCAGAACAUCCUGGAGGACACUCUGGACCGGAACUGCAACGCACUGGAAAAUUUUUUGGAGGAUUGAUUUUAGAUAUAAAAAGAAAAGCUCCCUUCUUCUGGAGUGACUUCAGGGAUGCUCUCAGCCUGCAGUGUCUGGCAUCAUUUUUAUUUCUCUACUGUGCUUGCAUGUCUCCUGUCAUCACAUUUGGUGGUCUGCUGGGAGAAGCAACUGAAGGUCGUAUAAGUGCAAUAGAAUCGCUGUUUGGAGCAUCCAUGACUGGAAUUGCCUACUCUCUUUUUGGUGGACAGCCUCUCACUAUACUUGGCAGCACAGGACCUGUUUUAGUGUUUGAGAAGAUCCUAUUCAAGUUUUGCAAAGAGUAUGGAUUAUCCUACCUUUCUCUGAGAGCUAGCAUUGGACUCUGGACGGCAAUCCUAUGCAUCAUCCUUGUUGCAACUGAUGCAAGCUCCCUAGUCUGCUACAUAACUCGUUUUACUGAAGAAGCUUUUGCUUCUCUUAUCUGCAUAAUUUUCAUUUAUGAGGCCUUAGAGAAGCUGUUUCAUCUCAGUGAGACAUAUCCAAUCAACAUGCAUAACGAUUUGGAUCUGCUGACAAAGUACUCAUGCAAUUGUGUGGAACCAGAACAUCCUAGCAAUAAAACCUUACGAUACUGGCAGGACUACAAUAUAUCUGCAUCUGAGGUGCCAUGGGGGAACCUAACUGUGUCAGAGUGCAAGAAGUUUCACGGAGAGUUUGUUGGACGAGCCUGUGGUCACCAUGGCCCUUACGUUCCAGAUGUCCUCUUCUGGUCUGUCAUCUUAUUCUUUUCUACAGUCACACUGUCAUCCACCCUGAAGCAGUUCAAAACCAGCCGAUACUUCCCAACCAAGGUGCGAUCCGUUGUCAGCGACUUUGCUGUCUUUCUCACUAUUCUCUCCAUGGUUUUAAUUGACUAUGCCAUUGGGAUUCCAUCACCAAAACUUCAGGUUCCAAAUGCUUUUAAGCCCACCAGAGAUGAUCGUGGCUGGUUUAUCACCCCUCUGGGGCCUAAUCCUUGGUGGACAGUGAUAGCUGCUGUAAUUCCAGCCCUGCUCUGCACUAUCCUUAUCUUUAUGGACCAGCAGAUCACAGCUGUCAUUAUCAAUAGAAAAGAACACAAACUAAAGAAAGGCUGUGGAUACCAUCUUGACCUACUCAUGGUGGCAGUCAUGCUUGGAGUGUGCUCUAUUAUGGGACUGCCGUGGUUUGUUGCAGCCACCGUUCUCUCCAUUUCCCACGUGAAUAGCUUAAAGCUGGAAUCAGAGUGCUCUGCUCCAGGGGAGCAGCCCAAAUUUCUUGGAAUUCGGGAGCAAAGAGUCACAGGGCUCAUGAUUUUUGUCCUUAUGGGCUCAUCUGUCUUUUUGACAAGCAUCCUAAAGUUUAUUCCCAUGCCAGUGCUUUAUGGAGUGUUUCUUUACAUGGGUGCUUCAUCUCUAAAGGGAAUUCAGCUUUUUGACAGGAUAAAGUUAUUCUGGAUGCCUGCAAAGCAUCAGCCAGAUUUCAUCUAUCUGAGACACGUUCCUCUAAGAAAGGUCCAUCUCUUCACUGUAAUCCAGCUGAGUUGUCUUGUGCUUCUGUGGAUCAUAAAAGUUUCAAGAGCUGCCAUUGUCUUUCCUAUGAUGGUUCUUGCUUUGGUGUUUGUCCGAAAGCUGAUGGAUUUCUUCUUCACUAAGCGGGAGCUCAGCUGGUUAGAUGAUUUGAUGCCUGAGAGCAAGAAAAAGAAGCUGGAAGAUGCUGAGAAAGAGGAAGAGCAAAGUAUGUUAGCAAUGGAAGAGGAAGGGACUGUUCAGUUACCACUAGAAGGACAUUACAGAGAUGACCCAUCUGUGAUCAACAUUUCUGAUGAAAUGGCAAAAACUGCUGUGUGGAAGACAUUACUGAUAUCCUCAGAGAAUGCAAAAGAUAAGGAGUCAAGCUUUCCUUCUAAAAGUGCUGAAACCAGGAAGGAGAAGAAAGCUGACUCAGGGAAAGGCGUCGACCGGGAGACUUGUCUAUGACUUGCUCUUCAAUUAAGUUUUGAAACAAAUGAAUGACUGGAGUGCCACAACCACUAAAUAUAAAUGAUUUGAGCUUGUAAACGUUUGUCUUUCAUCUCAAAACUAGCACAGGUAAUGUAGUGCAAUAUUUGUCUCAUUUCACCUUGUCUCCGUGUCUCCCUUGUCUGGUAUUCCCUGUUAAGUCUGCAGUAGGCAAUGCAAAACGAAUCUUGGAUCACCUUUGCUGAUACAGGCUGUUUCUCAGUAUUCAUAGCAUACAUUUGUCAAAGUUUCUUUCAUAUUCAACUUUCCUGUUAAUAGGUUUGUACUGUAUUUUGCUACUCUUUUCUGUCUGAGAAUACUUAAUACUCUUCGUUCAGGAUGAACUUGAAAACAUUUGUUCCAAUUUUUACUUUCGUUUUUUAAAGUCACAGGACUAGACUUAAGUCAUUUCAGGAGACCCAAACUGGCAAGCAGAAGUUUUUAAAGUACCAAUCUGAUCUGACCCUGUGAACCAACUUAAGAAGGAUAAUCCUUUCCUCCUCGAGCUGUCCUUUUGAAGUCACAGAUGACUCAACGCAAUGAGGAUUGCAGGGUCAGAUUCUGUAUUGGUGAAGUUUUCCUUGCUUCAGUACAGUGAAUUUACUAUUCCAAUUUGUAUGUAACUGGAACAUAGUCAUAUAAAUAUAUAUAUAUAUAUAUAAGAAAAUCUCUAUUUAAAAUCUAUGUUAGAACAUUCUCUCACCUUAGUUGAAGAAGACCACCACAUCCUUUGAUGUGAAACAUGGGUACAGUAUUUCUUACGACGCGGUCUGUGAUUAGAGUUAUCUUCUCUUGUCUUGUAUGAAUGUUGCUGUGCUAGGCCAAACAAUGCAUUAUGGCAUUCAUCAAGCCAUCAUUUUAUAAGUGGGAAAGUUUUCUAGCUACAAACCUUUACCCCACAGGCAGUUCUACACUUGACCAAGGAUUUUCCUCUUUGUUGCCCAAGUACAGCCACAGAAAGAGCUUAUUUGUAUUAUCUUCUCUUUACUAACAACUGUAAGCCUGCUCUAGGGUAGGGUGUCCCUGCCCAUGGCAGGGGGGUUGGAACUGGCUGAUCCUCGUGGUCCCUUCCCAACCCUGACUGAUUCUAUGAUUCUAAUUUCAGGGGUGGUGUAUAAAUACAUAAGUGGGUAGCUUGCUGUUGGUUUUGUUAAGGCUCUUCACUAUUCCAUCAAGUAAAUGUCUAUUACAAGAUAAAAAGACAACAUUGCAAAAUCAAAGGUGGCUUUACAGAGACAUUUCUCAUCAUGGAUUUUGUUACUGCCUGAUCCUUCAAGCUGUUCUUUUGUGUAAAACAAGGACUAUGAGAUUAGGUUCUAUGAGAGCUAUGGAGCAAAAGUUUUAUUGUGUUAUUUGGAAUUUUAUGGGGGUUUACACUUCUUUUUUUAAAGAUGAUUUUUAAAUUAUUAAAUGAAAGCUAAAUCUUUACUAUGCUGGCACUUUGAAUCCUACAAAUAAGGUUAGCCUUGUAAGCUUUUUAACAACCCCAUCUACAGGGCUUUAACAUUCCUAGCUGAAAAGUAAAACCCACUGAACGAGUUCUGUUCUUUCUGAUGCCAUCACUUUGAAUCCUACACAUAAGGUUAGCCUUGUAAGCUUUUUAACAAGCCCAUCUACAGGGCUUUAACAUUCCCAGCUGAAAAGUAGAAUCAUAGAAUCAACCAGGUUGGAAGAGACCCAAGAUCAUCCAGUCCAACCUAGCACCCAGCCCUAUCCAGUCAUCUAGACCAUGCCACUGAAUUAGUUCUGUUCUUUCUGAUGCCAUCACUUUGAACCAUACACAUAAGAUUAACCUUGUAAGCUUUUUAGCAACCCCAUCUACAGGGCUUUAACAUUCCUAGCUGAAAAGUAAAACCCACUGAAUGAGUUCUGUUCUUUCUGAUGCCAUCACUUUGAAUCCUACACAUAAGGUUAGCCUUGUAAGCCUUUUAACAAACCCAUCUACAGGGCUUUAACAUUCCUAGCUGAAAAGUAGAAUCAUAGAAUCAAGCAGGUUGGAAGAGACCCAAGAUCAUCCAGUCCAAUCUAGCACCCAGCCCUAUCCAGUCAACUAGACCAUGCCACUGAAUUAGUUCUGUUCUUUCUGAUGCCAUCACUUUGAAUCCUACACAUAAGGUUAGCCUUGUAAGCCUUUUAACAAACCCAUCUACAGGGCUUUAACAUUCCUAGCUAAAAAGUAAAAACCACUGAAUAAGUUCUCUUCUAGCUUAAACCUUGCAGCCCAGCUUUCAAAAUGUGAUAAUCUUCCCAUCAAGAACAUCCAUCACACUUCAAGUACUCCUUCUAAUGUUUUUUUGUGUGUGUGUGUGUAUGUUUUACUGCUUAGCCAUAACUGGUAAGUGCAUUUUGCUGCAAACUAAUAGGGUCACUGUUCUAAAAUCGACUUAGCAUUAUCAAAGGCCAUUUUUAUGGAGAGGGAAAACAAAAAUCAUUCCAAUGGACACAAAGAUGGAUUUACAUUUAAUGCAAUGUUUGUAUUUGUAAAUUUAGGGGGUGAAAAAAAAAAAACAAGCUGAUACAUUAAGAUUAAAUGCUUUGUUUUUGUGCAUUUGAUGAUAAAUUGUAAGAUUCCAAUUGUUUUAAGGUUAGUAUAGAAGUCAAAUACUGGUUUGUCCCAAAAGCAGCCUGGUGGUGUUUUAAUAUAUUGCUGACUUUGUUACAGAUCAUGUAAACAAGCAAAGUGUAUUAGUUUCACUCAACCAACUCUUAGAUCUAUUAAGAAGUCAGUGUAUUCAAUGGCAUUCUGUAUUUCUGUUCAGUAUUUCAGAGUGGUUUUAUUUGAAAGCAAUCACUCUGGUCUUGUGUGAAUUUAAAUGCUAUUCCACUGUUAAAUCUUUUAACACUCUGAAAUCACACACAAUAGAAAGCAAAUGUAGUGCUGUAUUUACUUCUAAUUUAUAUAUAUAUAUAUUCCUGGUCAAAUGACUCAAUUUCUUGGUUGUAAUUUAUUACAGAAGUUUAUGUGUACAUGUGAAUAGACUAUUGUGUUUUUCACAAUUAAGAAAUGUUAUGUGAAAAUAAAUAUUUAUCCUAACUAA